Messenger RNA from Serpula lacrymans var. lacrymans S7.9, 930 nucleotides. RefSeq lists its product as uncharacterized. The record is from RefSeq and is a predicted model, not a curated record. The annotation marks the transcript as partial. The transcript is spliced from 6 exons. NCBI's taxonomy places the organism in Eukaryota, Fungi, Basidiomycota, Agaricomycetes, Boletales, Serpulaceae.
CGAAAGAUAUCUGUGGCACAGUAGACCAUAGUGUUCUAGAACAUUCAGUUUCUGGGCAGACAUUGGAGUUUACGAGUAAUAGCAGCAAGUAUUCUACAAAGGAAAAGGAAAAAUGGAAGGAAGCUCGUUUUGAAAAUAUGCGUUCCGAUGCACCACUAAAGAACGAGAAUAUUUUGCCUCUCCCAACAUUCGCAGACUCACCAGAGGAAUGGGUCACCCAAAACGAGCAGAUCCUUCGAGAAUAUGCAAGUAGGCAAACUCACCCACCGUUAGGUCGGAGAGUCGAUGUCUCGUUGAAUGAACCAUCGCAGUUCAUCGAAGGCACCUUACAGAUGCUGGCUAAUCGCAAUCCCCCUCACAGCACGCCUGAGCCGUCCAGGCAGCUCGAGCCUCAGCUUUUGGAGAAUUUUACCGAUAUACAUAGGUGGGCUGCUGAGUAUUUUAGAGUGCGGUUUGGCCAACAGACGGUUGGUACUAACGUUCCUGUUAUCCUUACUAUUAUCACAAAUAAUUUUUACGAGGCCCACAUGCAUCUCAUUGAUCGUUUAGUAGAAGAGGCCAUGCAGAGAAUGAAAGCAAGAAGUAGCGACUCUCUUGAUUUGCAAGAUUUUUCUUUCGGGUUUGACUUCAACAUGAGCCAAGACCUUCCUUUCUUUAUGCAAGCGAAUGUACGUAUUCAGGAAAGUUUGGAACGUUGUAGGCCUAGGUCACCCCCUGAUCUACCGCCUCCCCAGACAACUACCACGCGUUACGGUAGAAAGUCAAAGAUGAGGAAGCAAGCACGAGCUGCUGCCCUAGAGGAGCAUGAGAAGCAGCAAAAGGACCGUCAGAGGCAAAGAGCAGCGGCAGCUGCUGCAAAUGCUCAAACCCCCUCGGCCUCUACGUCACUUCCCCUGCAUGCUAAUAUUGCACGAGGCGUCAAUGACCGGG